This is a messenger RNA of Suncus etruscus (white-toothed pygmy shrew), 1402 nucleotides long. RefSeq names its product ankyrin repeat and SOCS box containing 13 (gene ASB13). The transcript is spliced from 6 exons. Gene Ontology annotation, biological process: intracellular signal transduction; positive regulation of protein catabolic process; protein ubiquitination. NCBI's taxonomy places the organism in Eukaryota, Metazoa, Chordata, Mammalia, Eulipotyphla, Soricidae. Gene Ontology annotation, molecular function: protein binding. The coding region runs from base 88 to 924 and encodes 278 amino acids. The record is from RefSeq and is a predicted model, not a curated record.
CCCGCGGCCACUUCGUGGCGCUGGCCCCGCCCCGGGUCCCGCGGCCGGCCGCCCCACUGGCCCGGCCCGAAUCAGGCUGCGGGUGGUAUGGAGCCCCGCGAGAUGGACCGCUGCUUCAUGGGAGACGUGGGUUUCUGGGUGGAGCGAACACCGGUGCAUGAGGCAGCUCAGCGGGGCGAGGCUCAGCGUCUGCAGCAGCUGAUCGAGAGUGGGGCCUGCGUCAAUCAAGUAACUGUGGACUCUAUCACGCCACUGCAUGCCGCCAGCCUUCAGGGUCAGGCCCAGUGUGUGCGGCUGCUGCUGGCAGCUGGGGCCUGGGUGGACGCUCGCAACAUCGACGGCAGCACCCCGCUCUGCGAUGCCUGUGCCUCAGGCAGCCUUGAGUGUGUGAAGCUCCUGCUGGCCCACGGGGCCAAGGUCAACCCCCCGCUGUACACCGCUUCACCCCUGCACGAGGCCUGUAUGAGUGGAAGCUCCGAGUGCGUGAGGGUCCUCAUUGACGGCGGUGCCAACCUGGAAGCACACGACUGUCAUUUCGGGACGCCCCUGCACGUAGCCUGUGCCCGUGAGCACCUGGACUGCGCCAAAGUGCUGCUCAACGCAGGUGCCAACGUGAAUGCUGCAAAGCUGCACGAAACAGCCUUGCACCACGCGGCCAAGGUGAGGAACGUGGACCUCAUUGAGAUGCUAAUCGAGUUCGGGGGCAACAUCUAUGCACGGGACAACCGGGGAAAGAAGCCCUCGGAUUACACGUGGAGCAGCAGCGCACCUGCCAAGUGCUUCGAGUUCUAUGAAAAGACCCCCCUGACCCUGUCCCAGCUCUGCCGAGUGAGCCUGCGGCGGGCUGCCGGGGUUCGAGGGCUGGAGAAGAUUGCCCAACUGGACAUCCCUGCUCGGCUUAUUGACUACCUGUCCUACAGCUGAGACAACUGCAGUGAGGCCCCAGGAAACCCAGGCUCUCCGAACCCUCCUCUGCUGUCUGUCUUCUCCUGGAUCCUGGACCAUGCAACACUGGGCUGAACUCUGCUGUAUGUGCUCCUGAGUCCUGCUUGCUUCUCCACACCCUCCCUCCGGGGAAAGGUCAGGCAGGUCUAGGACAUCCAUGGAUGGACUCAUGUCCCCACAUCCCCAUGGCACCUGGCAGCUCUCGGAACCAGAGUUUGAGACUUGGGUGCUUCUCAAAAACUUUUUGGGCUCACCCCAUGCUUCACUUCUCAUGGGGCACGAGAUGUCAAAUUUGUCCCCAUGUAGCACACUGUCCCCUUACCAACUUCUCUUCCAUUUUAGGUCUCAAGUCCUUGAAAGCUUAUGUGGGGGCAAAAACACCUGAGGGGACCCUGGGCUACCCUUGGGUCCCACAGGCAAGUCUCAAAUAAAGGGAAGCAGCUGAGGGCCCAAGAGU